Pyrus x bretschneideri (Chinese white pear) is the source of this 1925-nucleotide messenger RNA. It is a transcript of the gene 4CL, whose product is annotated as 4-coumarate--CoA ligase 1. The transcript is spliced from 5 exons. Bases 131 to 1774 code for a protein of 547 amino acids. Lineage: Eukaryota; Viridiplantae; Streptophyta; Magnoliopsida; Rosales; Rosaceae. Gene Ontology annotation, molecular function: CoA-ligase activity. The record is from RefSeq and is a predicted model, not a curated record.
ACCACACAUCCAGUUGUAUAUGAAGAACCCCUAUUGACCUCCCUUCUUCCCUCAAGCACCAAUUCAGCUCAAAAUAAACCAACAAUUUUGGUGUCUUUUUUCUCAUUGGAUAAUCCCAUUUUUCCAAGAGAUGGCUGUAGAAACUAUCCCAAACGACAUCGUUUACCGGUCCAAACUCCCCGACAUUCCCAUCCCAAAACACCUCCCUCUCCACUCCUACUGCCUCCACAACAAAAACCACUCGAGCUCUAAGCCCUGUAUCAUCGACGGCGCCACCGGAGACAUAUACACCUUCGCCGAUGUGGAACUUAACGCGCGCAGAGUCGCGUCAGGGCUCAACAAGCUUGGAAUCCAACAAGGCGACGUCAUCAUGCUCUUGCUCCCCAACUCCCCAGCGUUCGCCUUCGCCGUCCUCGGAGCCUCCUUUCGCGGCGCUAUGACAACCGCGGCGAACCCUUUCUUCACACCCGCCGAGAUCUUAAAGCAGGCCAAGGCCUCAAAAGCUAAACUCAUCAUCACCUUAGCGUGCUACUACGACAAGGUCAAGGACUUAUCCUCAUCAAGUGACGAUGUUCACGACAUUAAGCUAAUGUGCGUCGACUCUCCACCUGAUCCGAGCUGUUUGCAUUUCUCCGAGCUUCUUCAAGCCGAUGAAAACGACAUGCCGGAGGUUGACAUCAGACCAGACGACGUCGUCGCUCUACCCUACUCGUCCGGGACCACAGGCUUGCCUAAGGGGGUGAUGCUAACGCACAAGGGUCUUGUGACAAGCGUUGCUCAGCAGGUGGACGGGGAAAAUCCCAACUUGUAUUAUAGCACCGACGACGUCGUCUUAUGCGUGCUGCCACUUUUUCAUAUUUAUUCUUUGAACUCGGUAUUGCUUUGUGGACUUAGAGCCGGAGCUGCCAUUUUGAUGAUGAACAAGUUUGAGAUUGUUUCUCUGUUGGGGUUGAUCGAAAAGUACAAGGUUAGUAUUGCACCGAUCGUGCCGCCGAUCGUGUUGGCCAUUGCCAAGUUUCCCGAUCUUGAGAAGUACGAUUUGUCGUCAAUUCGAGUGCUUAAAUGUGGAGGGGCACCCCUUGGGAAGGAGCUUGAGGAUACUGUGAGAGCCAAGUUUCCCAAUGUCACACUUGGUCAGGGAUAUGGAAUGACAGAGGCAGGGCCAGUAUUGACCAUGUCAUUGGCAUUUGCCAAGCAACCCUUCGAGGUCAAACCAGGUGGAUGUGGCACCGUCGUCCGAAAUGCAGAGCUCAAGAUCGUUGAUCCUGAAUCUGGUGCUUCUUUGCCACGCAACCAGCCUGGAGAGAUUUGCAUUAGAGGUGACCAGAUCAUGAAAGGUUAUCUUAAUGAUCCGGAGUCGACAAGGACAACCAUAGACAAGGAAGGUUGGCUACACACCGGUGAUAUAGGCUUCAUUGAUGAUGAUGAUGAGCUCUUCAUUGUCGAUCGGUUGAAGGAACUGAUCAAAUACAAAGGGUUUCAAGUGGCCCCUGCUGAACUUGAAGCCUUGCUCAUCACCCAUCCUAGUGUUUCUGAUGCUGCUGUUGUCCCAAUGAAGGAUGAGGCAGCUGGAGAGGUUCCGGUUGCAUUUGUAGUAAGGUCAAAUAAGUCUCAGCUCACUGAGGACGAAGUCAAGCAAUUUAUCUCUAAACAGGUUGUAUUUUAUAAAAGAAUAAAUCGAGUAUUUUUCAUCGAAGCCAUUCCGAAGUCACCGUCGGGCAAAAUCUUGCGGAAGGACUUGAGAGCAAAGCUUGCUGCUGGGUUUCCAAACUGAGUGAUGCCCUGCCAUUUUGAAGGAAGGGCAUGCAUGUUCCCACCAUAAAAUGCUUGGUUGUAGUCAUUAAUAUGGAAUGUUAUCCAUAAUUAUUGUGAAUAAGAAUACAAUUCUAUGAACUUUAUAUUAAUUUUAAAGUUUGAUUGCCAUA